UCGAAUGGUUGCGUCCAAACUGGAACUGACAAUUUUUUCUCUGAAGGCGUCUUUUUUUUUAAAUGUACAAAUCGUGUUUCUGUCGCGCAUUCACUCAAGGAAUUGAUGUUAUUACGCAUAAGUUAAGUUCAGUUUUAUAACAUCUUGGUAAGCGCGCAUAAUUACACGGUAUUAAUUUGAUUAAGAGCCUGUUUCUAUGUAGGACACCCCUGUCAUUAUUGUGUGCUACUCCUGGCACUUCCUUGUUGAAAAGUUUUAUUUAGAGGAAGACUUGAGGGAAAGUUGGCCACCGGCGUACACAUUCUGACUUUGUUGUUGUCAGUUUUUAAGGUCAUGAUUGAUAUUUGUCGCAAAAUUUUGCAAAACUAGCGUGUAGCUGUCGCGGUUUUCCCAUGGCUGUAAGUAUAAGAAGCAGGCUAACGUUGCACUGAGAGGCUCCGUAAAGAGGAAGAUGUCCACAGCUAACGUUAGCGAAGAUAUUAGAGGGAAGUUUCCACUGCAUGCAGCAGUGUGGGAGAAUGAUUACAGAACACUGGAAGAACAAAUAACGUUACCACAGAAUGACAUCGAGGCUGUGGAUCCCAGAGGUCGGUCACCUCUGCACCUGGCUGUGUCGCUUGGGCACCUGGAGUCAGUGAGAGUCCUUCUGAGACAUGGAGCCGAAGUGACUAAAGAAAACGCUAAUAAUUGGACAGUGUUGCAGGAGGCGGUCAGCACCGGAGAUCCAGAGAUGGUUCAGUUAGUGCUUCAACGCAGAGACUACCUCAAAGCCUCCACUGCUCUGGGAGGAGUGCCUGAGCUGCUGGCAAAGAUCCGAGAGUCUCCAGACUUCUAUAUGGAAAUGAAGUGGGAAUUCACCAGUUGGAUCCCUCUUCUGUCCCGGGUUUGUCCAAGUGAUGUUUGUCGCAUUUGGAAAAGUGGCGCCAGCCUGCGAGUGGAUGCCACACUCCUAGGCUUUGAAAACAUGACCUGGAUCAGAGGGCGCAGAAGCUACAUCUUCAGAGGAGAUGAUUCAUGUGCAGUGUUGAUGGAAGUGAACCACGAUGAUCAAGUGGUGGACACCGAACGUUUCAACAUAUCCCAAGAAAUGGAGGAUGUCACACUAGAGUCGAUGCAGCCUGCGGAACAGGAAGUUGCCAAAAGGUUGACUACAUCUAUUGUCAACACCUACUUGGACACCAAGGAUAUUGCUUUUGAAAGGAACAAGUCUGGGAUUUGGGGCUGGAGGUCUGACAAAACUGAAGUGGUCAACGGAUUUGAAGCAAAGGUUUUCAGUGUGAACAAUGUGAAUGUGGUCAUCAGGACAAGGACAGAGCAUCUUACAGAUGAAGAGAAAGCCAGGAUAAAAAGUGAGAGGAACAUCCUGGAGUCUCUGCUGGGGACUGUGGAACAGCACAUAAGUGCACAAGGGGACAUGACUCUUGAGUACGCAACUGCUACCAAUCCCACUGCCAUCACUCCAGAGGAAUAUUUUGAUCCUGACUUUGACUUGGGGGACAGAGACAUUGGCCGACCCAUUGAACUAAGCAUCCGAACGCAGAAGUUCAAAGGUACGCUGUGGAUGAGCGAAGAACAUCCCCUGUCCCUGGUGGAGCAGGUGACCCCCAUUAUCGACCUCAUGGCCCGGACUAGUUCCCAUUUUGCACGGCUACGAGACUUUGUCACCCUAAAAUUUCCACCUGGAUUUCCUGUUAAAAUAGAGAUCCCUCUGUUUCAUGUGCUGAAUGCCAGGAUUACCUUUGGUAAUGUGAAUAAAUGCAGUACUGAAGAAGAAGCGACCACAACGCCAGCAGCCACGCCAACAUCCUCAGGAGAAGAAGAAGAAGCUGCAGCACUGCCCCUAUUUCAAGUGUGUCCUUCGGUGUUCGAGGUGCCUGCCAACUACCACCGUCGAGGAGGCAGCCGCCACACGCCCGUGUCCAACAAUGACGAGGAGCUUUUGCAGUACGCCAUCCAUCAGAGUCUCCUGGAGUCUCGAAGAGGCCAGGAGGGGAUCUGGGAUGAUGCCGAUGGGGAUUUCACUGAUGUAAUGCUCAGUAGCCCGAGUGACAGGAGUAUCCCAGAGGGGGUGCUGGUGGAUUAUGGUGACACCUCCAGCCCUAUAAGCUCCCCGUCUGCCUCUAGUCCUGACUCAGACCUCCGCAUGGCCAUGGAGCUCUCCGCACGAGCUCAAGAGGAAGAGGAGAAGAUGAGGAAGCUGGAGGAUGAGGAGCUAGAGAGGAUAUUGCAGCUGUCACUCACUGAGAAGUAAAAAGGAAUAAGAGGGAAUAAUAGUAAUAAUAACAACAAUAACACAACUUUUCCAGAUCCAGAAGCAACCACCACACCUCAAUUUUCCUUUCCAACCACUGUAGUCAUCUAUGCAACCGCAGGUUUUUUUAUGUAACAGGCAAUAUCAAACCCUCGGUAUCCAAGAUUUUCCAAAAGGUAUUUUUGGUAAGAACAUACUCCUUUAUAUAUUUCUAUCUCCACAUGGUGCGUUUCCAUCUUCUGGCUUGGUUCAUGGAUUCCUCAAGAUAAUUUCAGAGGGGUUUUACUCUUCUUUUUUUUUGUUUUGUUUUGUUUUGUUUUUUCUUUUCCAAUGUAGAAUAACAGCAGCAACAUGCUUCUGUUGAUCAUAUCAUAGUCUGGAGUGAGGGUCAGAUGAGUGUAAUUAAGGUUUAGUGAACAAAAGCGGACUACUUAAGGUGACUUUGUAUAGUGUUGGCACUCAAAUUUGGCACGUGAGGUCCAAAGCGCUGUUUUUUUUGUUUUGUUUUGUUUUGUUUUGUUUUCCUGGUACCUCUCGUCUCAGUCCAUGAGAGGAUGAAAAACGCUUCGCAGGUUAGAAAACCAGCAGUAUUGUGGACCUGGAGGGGACAGAUUUGAGUGCUGUCACUGUGACGUCUUGCUAGAGUCACUUUGUUGAGGACCAUGAAUGGUUGGACAAUACAAGACUGAAUAACAGACAUCUCAGGGUUCAGAUUUUACACAGUCCCUUCACUUUGGAAUUAGGUUUGUUAAUCAACUGUAAAUCUUGCGGAAAUUGUAGACUGGUAAAUGUUUCUUUGGUAAGAAACGGUAUCUCAUAUGCAUAUCACUCAGCCAUAACAAUAGUAUUUCAGAAAGUUUAGGUGAAAAGUUCAUAAGUAAAUGCAAGACUCUUGUACUUGAAUGUACACUGUUCAGAAAGGUAAACACGGAUGGGAUUUCCUGGCCUUUUUUUUUUUUUUUUUUUUUUUUUUAAAUCAAACAUUUUCUUCCGAUUUCAUGGUGAGGAAGAAUGUAUUUUUGUUGAUGUGUCAUCAACUGUCACUGAGCAACUUCAAGCAUUAACUCCUCAGUUCAAAAACACAAUAGCAGAGACCAGUCUGCCUGUGGAUGUACAGCCAUCAUGCAGUGUUGCAGAGAUUAUUCAGAUUCCUAACAGCAGUCUGUCCUAGUCUUCAGCCAUUUGUAGCCACAAACAACUCUAAACCUCUGAGCAGAAGAAGAGACAGCACAGACUUGUUGAUCAAGCAUGUCCGCUAUAUGUACAGUAUGUAGACUUUGUUUCUUCAGCACGUGCCAACAGAUUGCUUUGCUGUGAUAACGCUUGGUGGAGGAAAGUGGUGCUGACAGUUUCAUGUUGUGCCACUCUGUCUAAACUUUCUGAACAGAUUUUUUUUUUUAAAAAUUGUAAUUUAGGAAACAAGAUGAAGAGGUUUCAGUUGUUCCAGGGUGAUGCUUAGUAACAUGCAUUAACCACUAUAGUUGAUUUCACUGACAACCAACCACUUAUCAAAAGUCUCGCUGCAUUGCUGUGUCUGACUUUCAGGGGCUCCAGCUCACAAACUACUAAUUAUAACGAUCAAGUUGCCAAACUGCUGAACAGUCGAGUUUAAAAAGGCUAGCUUUGACGAAUUUAAUGGAGAUCUUUGUAAUGCACCGUUUGAGCUGCAAAGUUUUUUUUAAUAUGUUAAAAUUUUAAGAAAAUGUGUCGGUUUCAAAAUGUUUUCUAAAAUAAACGCACUUUAUUUCCAUGA
Molecule: messenger RNA, 4004 nt
Organism: Thunnus maccoyii (southern bluefin tuna)
Lineage: Eukaryota; Metazoa; Chordata; Actinopteri; Scombriformes; Scombridae
Gene: ankrd13a
Product: ankyrin repeat domain 13A
Exons: 15
Coding region: 452-2251 (599 amino acids)
Cellular component (GO): cytoplasm
Molecular function (GO): protein binding
Source: RefSeq, a predicted model, not a curated record